Messenger RNA from Pseudophryne corroboree (corroboree frog), 933 nucleotides. RefSeq names its product transmembrane 4 L six family member 18 (gene TM4SF18). Bases 51 to 644 code for a protein of 197 amino acids. Gene Ontology annotation, cellular component: membrane. The transcript has 5 exons. The record is from RefSeq and is a predicted model, not a curated record. NCBI's taxonomy places the organism in Eukaryota, Metazoa, Chordata, Amphibia, Anura, Myobatrachidae.
AGCACUUGCAGACACUACAAAUCUGUCUUCUAGUCAGUUACACUUUAACAAUGUCCCUUAGGAGCUGCUCUGAGUAUUCUGUUCUGGCCAUAUUUCCUCUGGCAGUAUGUAGCUUAGUUGUGAAUAUACUUCUCUACUUUCCCAAUGGGGAUACUACUUAUGCUGGAAGCAAUCAGCUCACUAAUUACGUAUGGUUUUUUGAAGGGAUCUGCUUUGGUGGUAUAAUGAUGAUCAUAGUAGCUGCUGUCCUCCUGCUGGUGGAUUUCUAUAAGUGCGGUACAUCAUUUGGUGCCAGAACUAAAGGAUGCUCAAGACUGGGAUCAAUAGGAUUUGCACUACUGGGUGUGCUGUUUUCUGGAUAUUCUCUCAUCAUCUCAUCACUGGGAUUAGCACAAGGUCCUUACUGCAUGACGGUCACUGGAUGGAGUUACCCCUUUACAGCAGGAAGCUAUCUUGUGGAUUAUUCUACCUGGUCUCAGUGCCUUGAACCACCCUAUGUGGUGGAAUGGAAUGUCAUUUUAUUCUCUAUCCUAAUUGUGCUCAGUUCGCUUCAAGUGAUAAUCUGCUUAGGUAAAGCAAUACUGGAUGUCAUAGCUAUGCUCUGUGGAACACACAGGAUCUUAAUAGAGCCUCACUCCAUAUGAUGAGACAUGAAGAAUGUACAGUAUAUCUAUAUUUGGAUCUUGCUAAUCCAGGAUUCUCUGGAGAAAUACAUGACGUUAAGACUACACAGACCAUCUAUCUAUCUAUCUAUCUAUCUAUCUAUCUAUCUAUCUAUCUAUCUAUCUAUCUAUCAUCAUUUAUUUUGUUAAUAAUUUUACAAAAGUGAAUUUCUAAAACUAGGUUUACUUGCAUUAUACUGCAUACAGUAUGUAAUGUUCAUGUUUGAUUGGUCUGUAAUUUAACUCAAUACAUUUCAUUGCUUAAUACUGA